UAAACAGUAACCAAACAUCGUAUAAAUUCACCCUAAACCUGAACCUGAACUCUUCUCGAUCCUUUUCGCCUCCUUAGAACCCUUCGUAGUAUUCACUUCAGUUCUCAGCAAAACCCUAAUUUUCUUUUUCGAGGAAGGAGUUCUCACCUCUCGGCCAACAUGACUGCAGAAGCUGUGAACCCAAAAGCGUAUCCAUUGGCUGACUCUCAGCUGACCAUAACUAUACUGGACCUUGUUCAACAAGCUGCCAAUUACAAACAGCUGAAGAAGGGUGCUAAUGAAGCCACUAAGACACUGAACAGAGGAAUUUCGGAGUUUGUGGUAAUGGCGGCGGAUACUGAGCCUCUUGAAAUCCUUCUUCAUCUUCCACUCCUUGCUGAAGAUAAGAAUGUGCCCUAUGUUUUUGUGCCUUCAAAGCAAGCUCUUGGUCGAGCAUGUGGAGUUACAAGACCAGUGAUUGCUGCUUCUGUGACAAGCAACGAGGGAAGUCAGUUGAAAUCUCAAAUACAGCAACUCAAGGAUGCCAUUGAGAAGCUCCUGAUCUAGAAUUGUAAAGCCCUUUCAGCAUGAUGGGCCUCUGGAUUUCGAGACUGGACACAUUCAACGCUUGGACUGAACCUAGUUGUCUAAGUAGGGAAAUGUCUACUUGCUUUUGUUCUCUCUUUGUAGCUCUAUCCACUUCUUGAUUAUCAUACAACUUUGUGGAGAAGUUCAGUAGUGUAGUUUUGAGUAAGUACCUGUGUGAUGAGCUUUUUGAUUAUGUGAUACGAUUUAUAUGCAUUUCAUGGAGUUCAUUUUGGAGUAGUUCUCCCUCGUUGUGAGUCAUUUAAGUCAGUUAUCCAGUUUAGUUUGUGGUGCUGACUGGGAACUUUACACUGCUUAUUUCAUGGUUCAUUUUCAAUUUAUUCUCUAUGAUGUGGUAAAUA
Ilex paraguariensis (yerba mate) is the source of this 926-nucleotide messenger RNA. The record is from the annotation of a GenBank genome assembly. Lineage: Eukaryota; Viridiplantae; Streptophyta; Magnoliopsida; Aquifoliales; Aquifoliaceae.